AGGACCAGGACCCGCCCUCCUCCUCCUCAUCAUCCUCCUCUUCCUCCUGCACUUGUCAACGGGACACUGCUCGCGCAUUACCUCACAGUUGUAUCCACAGACGCUGCGUAAACCUGUCCCACAGACGAGACACAUCUCUAAACUCACAUUUUGAUUCGUAUCAUCAUUAGAUGUCACAAUGUUGCCUUUCAGGAGAACUUUUGAGAGCGAGAAACAGCAUCUGCAGCAGCUGAACAGCAGACUGGCCCAGUAUCUGUGCAGGACCAAGCAGCUGGAGCAGGAAAACGCGCAUCUGGUCGCCGAGAUCAACAAACUGAGGCAGAGGAGGACGACGGCGGGGCUGGAGCCGAAGUACAAGUCUGAGAUGCGGGAUCUGAGGAGGAUGGUGGAUCAGCUGUCCGUGGAGAAGUCCCAGGCGGAGGUGGAGAGGGAGAAGCUGUGGAGGGAGCUGCAGAUGAUCCAGUGUCUGUGCAGCGAGCAGACGGAUGUGUGCACGGACAUCAGUGGAGAGCUGCAGGGGUGCGCGAAGGAGCUUCAGGUCGCUCACAGGACCAACACUGAACUCCAGCAGCGUCUGCUGCAGCUGGAGAGCGAGUAUGGAGCCAUGGAGGAGGCACACAGGCAGGAGAUGGAGCGCGCCAGGCGUCAGGUGGAGUCCCGAGUGGUGCCCAUCAUUACGCAAACUUACUGCGGACCUGCGGUAGUCCCCGCGGAAGAGCUGCAGGAGUACGCCCUGGGUCUCUCCGAGGGCUGGGUGCAGACCUUUGAAUUGUACCAGCAGAAGGUGGUGGAGAUGGAGCAGGCGAUGAAAGCGGACCAGGCCAUGCUGAGUGACCUGCAGAGGGAGAAGAUGCAAUACGCAGCACAGAUGGACAAUUUACGCAAGGAAGCGGAAAAACAGGGUCGCCUCCAGAUGCGCCUUGAAGAUGAGCUCAUGAACAUGCAGGAGACAUUCCGCGUGGACUUGAGCAAUUAUCAGACGAUUGUCAAGCAGCUGGAACAGGAAAGGAACCUGAUGGCCAAGACUAUAGCAGAGAAGACACAGGAGCAUCAGCACCUUCUGAAAGUUAAGAUGGAUCUGGGCAUGGAGGUCGCCGCCUACAGGGCUCUCCUGGAGGGUGAGAGAGUGAGUCUGGAAGAUGCUCAUAGAAGGGUGAAUCAGCAUCAGAGAGAAAGAAUAAUAGAUAUCAAGAAGCCUGCCCAACCCUACACACCAAGAGCUUCCAUGUUAACUACGAGACAACAUACGGAUGUCCGGUAUACCCAACCAGCGCCAAGCUUGACGAGAUCCCCCAUAGUUUCCUCUGGGUCCAGAAGUCCCUCUAAGGUCAUUCCUAUUUCAGUUGCAGACAGAGCUCGUUAUCAAAGCCCUGCAUCCAGAAGAGAUAUGAUAUCAUUCAGCAAAGCUCGGGCUGCCGCUUCUGCCCCUGUGUCUACCACCACUGCUGCUUCUGCCAAAGAUGAGCAAACACGCAAACAUGAAACCCACAUGAGUCCCGGUGUGCAGAAAACAUCAGAAGAGAGAACUGUGAAAAUCAAACAGGUCUCUAGGGAAGAGAGCCAAAUAAGUCCCAUCAAGUCUCCCACUGCUGAGACCAAAUCAGUGAGGGUACUGUCACCACCAACGAUGAGCCUGAGCACUGACAUUGAAACAGAAAGCCAAAGGGAACUGUUAGAUGAAAUGGACCAUGGUUAUGGCGUUAAGUUUGAAGACGAAUGGGAAACAGAGUCUACAAGUGAACAGAAGAUUUUAGAGCCUGUGUCUGUAGAGGAGAUUGUCGAAAAAGUGAUCAGACCAGCAGGUUUGGAAGCUCGGGUGUGUUCACCAGGAGAAUCCAAGGUCAAGUAUCAUGUGGAGAAAACUGAAGAGGAGAAUGGCACGACUAAAACACAGAUUGUGUUGGAGUCCAAGGUGGAGGAGGAAGUGGAUUUUGGUGAGGACUCUGCCCUGGAUAAACUUCUGAGUCAAGGUGCGAAGAAGAUGUCACUGGAGGACAUUGAGGAUACAGCAGCAGGAAGUAUGAUCAAGAAUCUGUUCAGUGACCUGCAGGGAGCAGAGAUUCUGCAAAACAAGUCUGUCAAUGUGCAAAUCAUUGAGGAACCAGUGGACUCUCGCAGUAAAUAUGAGGUUGAAGUUGAAGAGAUGUCCAGAUCUACCCAAGAACCAGUGGACUCUCACAGUAAAUAUGAGGUUGAAGUCAAAGAGAUGUCCAGAUCUACCCAGGAACCAGUGGACUCUCACAGUAAAUAUGAGGUUGAAGUCAAAGAGAUGUCCAGAUCUCCCAGGAACCAGUUGACUUUCACAGUAAAUUUAAGGUUGAAGCCGAAGAGAUGUCCAGAUCUACCCAGGAACCAGUGGACUCUCACAGUAAAUAUGAGGGUGAAGUCAAAGAGAUGUCCAGAUCUACCCAGGAACCAGUUGACUUUCACAGUAAAUUUAAGGUUGAAGUCGAAGAGAUGUCUAGAUCUACCCAGGAACCAGGGGUCUCACAGUAAAUAUGAGGGUGAAGUCAAAGAGAUGUCCAGAUCUACCCAGGAACCAGUUGACUCUCACAGUAAAUAUAAGGUUGAAGUCGAAGAGAUGUCUAGAUCUACCCAGGAACCAGGGGAAUCUCACAGUAAAUAUGAGGGUGAAGUCAAAGAGAUGUCCAGAUCUACCCAGGAACCAGGGGACUCUCACAGUAAAUAUGAGGGUGAAGUCAAAGAGAUGUCCAGAUCUACCUAUCAUCAGCCCUCCUCAACAUACUUUCAAAUCGAGGAGCUAGAAAACGUCCCUUAUGAUACUCACAUGCAGUUGGAUGACGUGACAAAAUCCUUCACAACAGAUGCGACAGAGUCGCGUGAGUAUUUUGUCUCCACACCAGAUGAUAAUCUUUCCGAGUCCGAGGAGGGUGGUGGCAUAACCUCAUAUGGCCAUUAUGGCAUGGUAGAUGACCUUUCAGACGAGAAGUAUUAUCAAGAUGGAAAUAUUCCAUUAAACACAGCAAUACAAAAGAGAGGUGAUGAAUAUAAGUUCUUGUCAGAUCUCAAAGAUGGUUUUCCAGAGUGCAUCAUUGAAGAAGAGAUCUGUGUUUCCCCUGUAGUGCAGGAGUCGGUGCUGGAGUUCCUGAGAGAGGACUCAUUAGAGCCCAAAGAGCAGCUGAAGGGAGCUUUAGAGAAACUUCAAAGCUCAGUUUCAGGGCCUCUGAAGGAGGAGUUGGCCUUUCUCACUAAAAUUAGUCGCGAAAGUCCUGAGAAUAUGGCAGUUAACGUCACAAAAGUACAGCAGUCAAGUGACAAUGGAACUAUGACUAUAGUUGCAGAACUAAAUGUCUCUCAAACCCUGGAAGACUCUGGGCUGCUGGAGGCAGAGGAUGAUCUUUCUGAAGAGCAGAUCAUGGCAGCUCUCAGAUCCUCUAACCAUGAGUUUGAGAAAGCCUUCCAGGUUGGGGCAGGGGGAGGGUACAGCUUCAGCAUUGACAAAACAGAAGAUAUUGCUCAUGGUGAGGAGUCUGAAGGCUUCACAGACCAAGGAGAAUCCACGUCAGAAAUCACUGAGAGACAUAUCAAAUUCCGGCCAUCCGAGAAGUCCUUCACCUUCCAGAUGGGCAGCCAUUCAGGUGUGUCAUCACAGCAAGAGCUGCUGUCCGAAAUCUCAGAGAGCCCAGAGAAGAUUUCUCAAGAAAAAAGAGUUGCCACAAUUUACCUUGACAGCCCAAAUAACUAAGAAAGAAUUCAGCCAGAAAUAUUUUUGGAUGUCUUUACUUGCUUGCAUAUCAAUUCCAUAAGUAUAGGCGCUUUUCCACUACCCACUCCUGGCUCGACUUGGCAUGGCAUGGGGUGACUCGGCACGUUUUUUUAUGCUUUUCCAUUAGUGAUAGUACCUGGUACUUCUUUUUGGUACCUGCUCUUGCGAGGUUCCAAGCGAGCUGAGCCGAUACUAUGUGACUAUGUGAGUCAUGAGCGCAAGGGGCGACACUAGAAUCCAGCCAUGCUAGUACCACGUAGUGGUGAAGCGCCAUAUGUAUGAAGCUUACAGCCCCAGUGCAUAUCUUCUGACUGCCUAAGGAAUCUUAAUUACCAAAACACUGCCAGUGCUUCUACCCCCACACCUCUGCCACCCAGUUGUGCUUAUCCCUUCAAACUGCCCAACAUCCAGAUGUGUUUUUCUGCUGUAUAGAGUCUACUUCUGAAACUUCUCAUUGGCACUUCUUGGCAUUUUCAGCCACUCUCCAGCUGUCUUUUUUAAUAGCAAUUUAUUUUUUGUUGUGGUCAGCCUUGCCUUCGUUCAGCCACUUCCUGCGUGCAGCAUGGGAAUGUGGGAAAUGAGAACAAAACACUGCUAUACUGAGAAAUACAAAUAGGAAGUCACAUGAAGCCGAUGGGCUUAAAUUUACACACUACAGCUUUAAGGCUUAUGCUGACCCUGAAAUAAUAUUUUUUUUCCCCCAAAAUGUAUAUCUAAUUGAUAUUUGAUAUACUGAUUGUUACUAAGAGUGUUUUAUCUUAAUCUGGUGCCCGAAACAGCAUGUCAUGAUUCAAACAAUAAUGGCUUUCAGUGAAAUGUUUGAGGUUACAUAUAUAUAUAUAUAUAUAUAUAUAUAUAUAUAUAUAUA
Messenger RNA from Solea senegalensis (Senegalese sole), 4595 nucleotides. It is a transcript of the gene synm, whose product is annotated as synemin, intermediate filament protein. Lineage: Eukaryota; Metazoa; Chordata; Actinopteri; Pleuronectiformes; Soleidae. Gene Ontology annotation, biological process: fast-twitch skeletal muscle fiber contraction; intermediate filament cytoskeleton organization. Gene Ontology annotation, molecular function: intermediate filament binding; structural constituent of cytoskeleton; structural constituent of muscle. The coding region runs from base 179 to 3706 and encodes 1175 amino acids. Gene Ontology annotation, cellular component: neurofilament cytoskeleton; sarcolemma; intermediate filament. The record is from RefSeq and is a predicted model, not a curated record. The transcript is spliced from 4 exons.